CGGACAGUAGAGGGUGGAGGAAAAAAAAACGGAGGAGCUACUCCUGUUUACAACCACAUAAUGGAGUCCAAAUGGCCAAAUACGAUUCGCAAGCGUAUAUUAUUUACUGGAUUUACGCUUUGUGUUGUGUUAGCCACAAAACCCACAUCUGCGAUCGACAUACACGCCGAUCCUGAGGUAACGGUACAGAACGGCACCGCGGGGGUUCUUCGAUGCACCUUCAAGUCCAGCGAAGUGGUCAGUAGCCACACCACGGUGACCUGGUACUUUCAGUCGAGCCAGCCGGACAAUCAGUUCUCCAAAGCUCCAUAUGUGAUUUACUACUUUUCAAAUGGGCAAGGAUUCCCGGGACAAGAGGAGUUCAAAGACAGAGUGCAGUUCAUUGGGGACAUCAACAAGAGGGACGUCUCCAUACAGCUGAGUCCCACUCAGUUCAGCGACAAUGGCACCUUCUUCUGUGACGUGAAGAACCCACCAGAUGUGAAGGGGACGCAGGCUCGAACAGAGCUUAGGGUCGUGCUGAAAGAGUCUCUUCCUCAGAGCAAAACUACCGUUAUAGUUGCAGGAGUUUGUGGUGCUUUAGUGCUGCUCGUCCUCAUUGCUGUUGCUGCCUGCAUUGUCAUGAGGGUGCUUCACAAUCGCCAUGAUUAUGAAGGCUGUACGUCCUUGGAAAGCAUGAACUCUGAGGCUCCGCAGCCUCGAAAGAAGGUGGAGUCCAGAGUGGAGGGCUCCAGGUCUACCAGUCCCUCGGGUCAGCGACAGGGCCCGGUGAUAUACGCCCAGUUGGAUCACUCAGGCAGCAAAAACUCCUUCCAUAAGAUGGAGCCCGUGGUCUACGCCGACAUUCGUAAAAACUGAAGAGGAACCGGGGACCAAAAAAUAAGUAAACAAAAUACAGUAAAAUAUGAGACCUCUCUAUCAGCUGCUCUUGGGAAGGGUGGGGAUAUCUCAACAGGGACACAAGUGGUGCAGUUUCUCUCUUUCCUCUAUCUCCUUUCAUAUUUUGUCCUCUUGAAAGCAUGAUGAUGUUAUACAAUAAAGUAAUGUCUCCAUGUGCUUUGUUGGAAAAAAAAAAAACUAUGAAAACACUAGUCUGUUACAUCAGCAUCAGAUUUGUUCUCCAAAACAGUGGUACACAUAAAAAUAAGAGCCUUCGGUUAUCAUUGCAAACAUUUUUAUUUUUGUUCUUGUAGCUCUGUGCCCCCAUGAAAGGUUUAGCAGGCUGUUGCACCAACUCGGCAAUCAUUGCUUGAGCUUCGCACACCUUAACUGAGCGAGCCCCGUUUAAAACACCGGUUUAUAAACCUUUUCAUCCAGAGAGAAGACGACUUUACGAAGCAUUUAUUUGAUUAAAACUCGCAGCGUUUGUCUUACAUUGCCUUAUCAUUCAUUAAUCACUUCUGCAGUAACUUUGGUGCUUUUAUUGACCAAUGAAAAUGGUCAUAAACUGUACAAACAGCAACAUCAAUAAAGAUCAAAGAAAUUCUACCAACGUCAAAACCUCAAGUUACAUAUUUGUGUUAUAAACGGCAGACUGUAGUCGUCACAAAGUCUCACCUGUGCCCUCAUCUGAUCCGACUGAUGGGGGAUUGUGCAGCAUUUAGAUAAGUGUAAACAGAUGUAGUGUGGUUCAAACAUUGUGCUCACAGUGUAGAGUCCCAUUAAUGAGCCGGGCAGACGCUCCACCGUUUUAUUCUUGUGUUCACUCGCUGGCCUUUCCAAGCUCCUGAGCUCACUGCGUACGCCUCAGUCAUCCUCUCUCACAGCAGAAAACCCGAUCAGCCUGUUCACCGAUCAGCCCAGAAAUUACUAGAAAGAAAAAUAGAACAUGGAUGGAGAAAUGUCUAGGAAUUUAGGACGAAGCCUGUUACAUCUAAUGCCGGGUUCAGACUACACAAUAUUUUUCUGUUCUGAUGAUGGCCGUGAUUAUAGAGUCAUAAAAUCUUGCCUUUUUAUACCCGAGAGUGCCUGACAGCACUGAAAAGGAGGUGCUGGUGAUUUCCAGGAGAAAACAAAAUAAAACUAUAACCAGAUGACGUCCGCCAGAGUGGUGUGCAUGACACUGGCUGUUUUGGUUUUAACACAUAGAGAUUGACUAGCAAAACCGGCAACAUUAUUCAGGUUAAACAAAUAAAUAGUCAUUUUGGUGAUCCAGUCAGAGGCGAGGCAAGUCAGAGGGAGCCAAUUUGGCAGCACCUUUGAAACCCCUGUUUACAUGAGCAGGGAGAGACCCUCAGCAGUAAUUUCAGGGGUCACAUCAAAAAUUGCAUACGUAAUAUUACCAGUCGAAUUCUCAUGACAUCACCCUUGAAUAGUGUUUUAAAAGCUUUGUUUUACUUCCAUUAUGCGCAGACAGUGAUAUUACACCAUAUCGACACGAUCAUCCCAACAGAACGCUAAGAAACACAGAUCGAGGUUAUGUAAGCGGUUAGCCAAGACAAAGCAUAACGGUACACUUACCAGCAUCUUUAGUAUGAACGUGAGUAGAGUCCUCCUGCUGGAAGUGUCCUGGAUGGAGCAUUGUUUUUUUUGUCUUUUUUCAUUACGAUCCACUACACUAGAUACACUCACUUCUUCUCAACACCUAUUUUUAUUCAUAUUGGUCAGCCUGACACAGAAAUCACCGAGCUAAAGUCCCGGAUGAGCUGAAGUCCUGGUCAGCUGGGCUUGCCACACUGGGAAACCACUGAAAUUACCUCAACAGUAAUUUCAGUGCUCAGUGGUACAUAAAAACUUCAUUUAAAUACAGUUUAAGAAGGUUUUUUUUAUCCUUCAAGUUUUACUUUAUCAGCUACUCAAUCCUGAAAGACAACAUGAUGCUCAUCCCACUAGAACGCAAAAGCAGUCCAAUGCAUAUUCACAUUGUGGACACGGUGCGCCCCAAAAUAAAGCAAAAUUGUACACUUACUGAUAUUAUUCCUACAACAAAGGGCAGAUGUGUCUCCUACCACACAGCUGGAACCUUCCCUUCAGAUAAGUUUCUAACAUGCCAGCCUCUCUGUUGAGGUGAUACAUCCCAUAUGCAGCAUCAGUUUCCAUCCAUUAUGACACACUACAUAAGAUAAAAUGACUGACGCUUGUGCACAACACCCGUUUUUUUGUUCCUGACUUGAACCCGUGCCCUGCGUCAUCACAGACUUGGAUGUAUUCGGGCCAAUAGGCUGUAGUCUGAACUCGACAUUAGCCGAAUUAAAAAGGAAAAACACUCCAGUAAAACGGUUAAACCGUAACUUUUUCCCGGUGGGAAUUCAGACGUACUGUAACAUGAGUCAGCGGUGACCGUUCAGGGUGAAAGCGGGGCCAGCAUGUACUGUAACCCGUCUGUCUGGCUUCAUAUCUGAACCUCUUCGUUAACACAGCUGGUGCAACAGUCUGCUGAAGCCACGGCUCCUCCUCCUCCUCCAUCGGGCACCUCCAUAGUGAUGAUGUUCUGUAAAGGCGUGUAACAUUGACAUAGGUUUUACAUCGCCCUUCAGUAACUUUGCAUGCAGAUAUAAUAACAUCUAAAGAAUACAUUUUUGUACUGCUCGGCUAGUUUUUUUUUUUUAAUUAAUUUAUUUUUAUAAGCAGAAGCAGCCGUCUGACGUUGGUGUUACUGUGAGCGCUUCAGUUCUCUGUAAACUCCCGGCAUGUCGUUGUGGUACCUUUUUUAAAGACGCCGCCUCCCUUUUGAUUUUCACCUCAGUGGAACAUACAGUACCUUUGAGUUUGAGUCGCGCUCAUUUUCAGUUUUUUGUCCUGGUUUUUGUACAUAGAAACACACGUGCGAUGCAACCCAGGUAGAUUUAUGUGUUCUUAAGAGUUGAUGAGCAGUUCAUUAUUUCUUUAUUUUUGAAAUAUGCAUGUUCAGUUCAAUUGAGGUGAAAGAUCUAUGAAAACUCGGAGACGUUUAUGGAACAAUACACACGUUUGCAUGCAAUUUACUAACAUAACACACAUUAUUAUGAGAAUAUCCGUCCUCGUAUCUAUGUAUUAUGUAGAGCUCUUUUUUUUUUUUCCCCCAAACUAAUGGGCCAAAUAUCUAAUACCAACACUUCAGAUGCUUUAAAUACAUUCCAAAUUUUUUGCUUUCUUUUGAAAAUCCAAAUUUAUGUUCUGAUUUUGUUUUAAAGCGAAUAUUUUUGUUGCAGCCGGUUUUUAUUUCCUUCAGCUUCGUCUUGUGAUUCCAAAAUGCAGUAAAGCUCCAUGCUGACCAGUGUUUGUAUAUAUUUCUUGCUCAUCGUGUAAGAUAUAGUGCUGUUUACUGUAACUCAUUCCAGUGUGGUAUGGCUGUGGAUGUCUUUCCUGAGAAGGAAAGGGGUUUGCUCGAGGGGUCUGUGCAGAAGGUUGGUGGCAUGCUUCAUGUUUUCUCACUCGAGUCUUAAUUAUUUGUCACCAGACACUCCGACAUGUGUGUACAGCACCUGCAGGAAUUGUCUACGCCGCCGGUUUAAAAGGGCUCCGGUUAUGGUUUCUUCAGCCGAUGGUGUCUACAGAAAACAUGGUGCAGAGGUCCAGUUAUAUGAUAAACUUGCAGAAUAGUUUGGAUCAGCUCCUGAAGCCUGAAUCCUUCAAAGCUCCUCUGGAUGAGAUCCAAAGGAAUUUUUCAAAUGAAUGAAUGAAAGUAAAAUACACUUCUCGUUUUAUAUUGAUCGAAAACAGCUUUGUUUAACAUACUCCAUUAACGGCUAUAUAAUUUUCCCUCCAGCUGAUAAUGUAGGAUCUGUAUCACUUUUUCUCUCAGUAUCAGUGUGUUUAUUGAACCUUACAAACCUAAAAGUCUGCGACUGUACAGGCUGCAAAGCUCAUCACACACCUGAAAACAAAAUUUGCAAGUAGAGUCCAACUUUAUUGUCCUGCUGGGAUCAAUAAAAGUCCAGCAAGACAAUGAGAACAAUAAAGCAAAUAUGCAAAUAAUCAGUGUUAAAGUUCACUGUCAGAGGAAAUGUUACCUGCCAGUGUAACCUCCAUCUAAUCAGGGUAAAGGACAGUGCAGCUUUGCAUAUGUGGACGCUGAUCUGUGGGGAAAUAAGGCUGCCGGCUCUGCUUAACCACACCCUGUGUAGCUCUUUGCCACCAAUUUCACCCAGCGGCAGCAAGCGACCUCCCACAGCCACUUAUUUCCCUGUCAAUCACUGGUUACUGAGGGGGGGGGGGGUCUCUCAGUCUGACCACCAAGUCCUUUUUUACUGGACAGAUUUAGGUUCCUGAAGUAAGCAUUACUCCACGAAGUAAAAAGGCCGAAUAAAACUGGUAAAUCAGUGCAGAAGCUCAGAAAUCCACAGGAGGAGAUGAACACCCCCCCUCCACCACCACCACCUCUGUGAUUUCACAGCUUCAGUUUCUUCAGGAGAAAAAAAAAAAAGUGUUUGUCUCAAUGCUGACAAAUAAAUGGGAAAUUCUUAUAAAUAAGAGAUUCUGUCUUGAUCUCAAAUUUAGGAAGCCCUCUGUCACAGCAUUAAAAACAAACGUGCUUUGGUUCACCACCUUCUGGCUGAAGAAAUCCACACCGGCCGCUUUGACCCGACUGCGGUCGUGACAUCACGCCCCGCGUGGCGCCGCGUGUCUUCCAUCUCCCCCUCUCUGUUGGUUUUUGUUGUUUUUGAGCUGCGUUUGCAGCAGGCAUUUCAGAGUCUCGACCAAAACGAAACAUCAGUGUACAAACCGUUAGCUGCUGGUUGCUUUGCUCCUAAUUGUGACUCGUUGCAGUGUUUAGUGCCGUUGUAGAAAUCGUGAUGUAAACUAUAAAUUAUGAAAGAUUUCCGAUCCGACGGAGCUCGCACGCGGCGUUUGGAAAGCGCGCGCUUCGUGUUUAUCGAUGGUAAAUAGUUGUGUGUUAUUUGAGAAUUGUUUGCUGUUAUGUUGUAAAAUCUGCACUAUGUCUGGCAUAACAAAGACAACAAAUACCCUGUGAUUAUUAUUAUUUUUUUUGUUAUUUUCAUUCAUCUCUGAAUGACUUUGGCCUCUGUUUGUUUAACGUCUUUAAAACUGGAAUGUUGUACAUUUAGUGCCUUUUACAUUUCAUCUGCUAACUUGAACAUCUGCUCAAAAUAGAAAUAAGAUUCAUCUAUUUUCCUUUUCUUGUAUGUAUUUUUUUAUACACAUAAUAUCGCCUGUAUCCACUGUUCAAAUUUUAUAUAAAACUUAUUCCUGGCCAA
Molecule: messenger RNA, 6137 nt
Organism: Archocentrus centrarchus (flier cichlid)
Lineage: Eukaryota; Metazoa; Chordata; Actinopteri; Cichliformes; Cichlidae
Gene: mpzl1l
Product: myelin protein zero-like 1 like
Exons: 6
Coding region: 61-858 (265 amino acids)
Cellular component (GO): plasma membrane; cell surface; focal adhesion
Source: RefSeq, a predicted model, not a curated record